AUGCCAGCAGUCCCCACUCUAGCUGGCUUGGUUCUGGUGCUGCUCAUGGUGAGAGCCAGGACAGAGUCCGCAGAGCUGAGGUUUCUGGGCCAGACCCAAUUUGUGGUGAACGAGACCAGCAGAACCAUUGUCAGACUGCUGGUGGAGCGCGUUGGAGACCCGGUCAACGUGACUGCACUGGUUCUGCUGGAGGGAGAGGACACGGGCGAUUUUGAGGCAACCACAGCCGUGGCUUUUCUCCAGACGACAGAGACGAGCAAAACCAUCUUUAUCGCCAUCAAGGAUGAUGACUUACCCGAGGCUGACGAGACCUUUGUUUUCACUCUCAGAUUGCAGAGCUCAUCCAAUGGCGUGACACUGGGAACUCCAAACACUGCCACCAUCACCAUCCUGUCCAAUGACAACGCUUUUGGGAUCAUAUCUUUCAACUCUUCGUCUUUCAUCACUGUGCAUGAGCCGAAAGAGGGGAAUAAGUUUGUUGCUCUAAGUCUCAUCAGAGAGAGAGGAACAUAUGGGCUGGUGACUGUGAACUUUGAGAUCUCUGGGGGCCCGAAUCCAGCCAUCGAGGACCUGAGCCCAGACAGGGGAAACAUCACCUUCCCUCCUGGACGCGCCUUUGUCGUCUUCAGCAUCCUGAUCCAAAAUGACAAGGUUCCAGAAGACGAUGAAGUCUUUAUGGUGCAGCUGACGGGCGUAGCAGGUGGAGCUCUGCUCAACCCCAACCGCACCAGCGUUCAGAUCCAAAUCGGCCGUAACGAUGCUCCCAUUCGCUUCUCCAAACCCACUCUGGCCGUGCAAGAGAACACAGGCGUCAUAACCCUCAACCUCACUCGAGGCAGGAUGGAAGACGGCCUUCUGAUUGGCUCUGACGACAGUGAGGUUUCUGUCAAUUACACCAUCGUCACAGGAGAUGGACCGGCCAGUGCUACACUCUCAGAGGACUUUGUGGACCUGCAGGCACGUAGGCAGGUGGUCUUCCCUCCAGGGGUCCAUGAGAGGCAGAUACAUUUUAAUAUCACAGAUGACGUGGUUCCAGAAAUUGCCGAGUCAUUUCAGGUGAUGCUCCUAGAGGAGACCCUGUUGGGUGAUGCAGUGCUUUUACCGCCCAGUAUGGUACAGGUGACCAUUGAGCCCAAUGACAAGCCUUAUGGAGUGCUGUCAAUCAGUAGUCCUCCCCCAGCACAGCCAAUCAUCAUCAAUGAGGACAGAAUCUUCAGGUUUAAUGGGAUCACAAUUGUGAGAAAUGGUGGAACACAUGGGAACGUGUCGGUGAAUUGGACCAUAACACGAAACUCCAGCGACGCUUCUCCGGUUUCUCUUGACCUGAGUCCUGCGUCAGGUACUCUGAGAUUUUCUGUGGGUCAAAUGAGUGCCGUCCUGCCCUUAAACAUCACCCAGGACGACCUACCUGAGGAGGCUGAGUCUUUUCUACUCAGACUGCUGCCCAUGUCUGUACAGGGGGGAGCAGAGGUCGACGAACCAAUGGAGCUGGUGUUUUACAUACAGGAUAGUGAUGAUGUCUAUGGACGCUUUGGUUUCCACCCCGCGAUGGAACAGAGUAUCCAGAGUCACCCAGAAGGACGGUACUUAUCCCUCAGCUUCCUGCGAGAGGGCGGGAUGCUCGGGGUGGUUCGACUGGACUUCACGGCCCUUUACAUCCCCGCGGGGCCGCUGGAUCCAGCCAGAGCCAAGGACCGGGUCCUGAAUGGUACCAGUGCCAACAGUCUGCUGUUUACCUCUGGGCAGGCCCUUGCCCAAGUCACUUUACCCAUCCGUAAUGAUGCCUUCCUUCAGAAUGGAGCCCGCUUCCUCAUAGUGCUGGACAGUGUACAGCUGAUGAGUAUCAGUCCUCCCGUCCCCUCAGUGAGUCCACGUUUCGGAGGUGCCGUCAACAUCUCCCUCACCAUCACUCCUGACAUCGCUAACGGAGAGAUCGGCUUCGUUAGUAACCAAACAGUGGUGACACAGGAACCAGAGGACAGGAACAGCAGCACGAUCAUUCUUCCCCUGCGGCGUGAUGGGACAGACGGACGGGCGGUGGUUUUCUGGAGUGUGCGUCCUGUCGGAGAAAACAGGGAGGAUGUCACCGGCGAUGACCUUUCACCUUUCAAUGGUUCCAUCACCUUCCUGUCAGGACAGAGCGAGGCAGUAAUCAAUAUCACUAUCAUGGCUGACAACAUCCCCGAAAUCAACGAGACCGUCCUCCUCACACUCGAUCGGACGAACGUGGAGACCCAGAUCCUGAAGCCUGGCUUUACCAGCCGAGAGAUUGUGAUUUUAGAGAACGAUGAUCCAGGAGGAGUGUUUGAGUUUUCCCCUCUUUCUCGUGGACCCUGGUUCAUCAGUGAGGGGGAGACAGUGGAGUUAAGGGUUAUUAGAGCACAGGGCCAGUUACUGAACCAGCUGGUUCGCUAUACAGUCACACCCGCUGGCACCUCCGAGUUUUACGGAGCUACGGGCAUCCUGGAGUUCCAGCCUGGGGAAAGAGAGGUGGUGGUGGCAUUGGUUGCCAGGCCAGACGGAGUACCUGAGCUGGACGAGACUUUCUCAGUGGUCCUCAGCAGUCACAGCACUCCGGCCAGUCGCCUCGGCAACCGCAGACAGGUCAACAUCACCGUGCGCCAGAGCGACGACCCUUUUGGGGUCAUUGAGUUCAUUCAGGCGGGACUGAAGUUCAGUAUAAAUGAGAGUAAAGGGAUGGAGUCCCACUCAGCCUCUUACCCCAUCGUGAGGAGCCGGGGUGGUUUUGGGAACGUAUCUGUCUCCUGGGUCAUAGAGCCCACCCAUUCUGGAGAUGUUACUCCAGUGCAGGGGGAGAUUGUCUUCGCUGAGGGGGAGUUUUUGAAAAACCUGACCCUCUUCUCUGUUCCAGAUGAGAUACCAGAGGGUUCCGAAAAUUUCACUCUCACCCUCCUGAACACGACAGGUGGAGCUAGACUUGGGAAUGCUCUGAAUGCCAGUUUACAGAUUAUGGAAAAUGAUGAUCCAAUUUAUUUUGCAGAGCCUGUUGUUGUCACUGUGCCGGAAGGAGGCAUGGCCAAUUUCACUAUUUUGAGAGCCGGAGUUCCAGAUUACGUCGCUACGGUGAUGUAUCGGUUUGAGUACGGCGACGCGUCACCGGGAGACUUCGUCCCAUUGAGUAACAGCUCUCUGCUGACGUUUGACGUGGGUGAAUGGAUGAAGAACAUAUGGGUUGCUGUGGAGGACGAUGACAUUCCAGAAACGGAUGAACCCUUCUAUAUCGUUCUGUUCAACGCCACAGGGGAUGCUGUGGUCUAUGGCCAGGGUGUUGCAACUGUGGUGAUCACGGCAAACGAUGACGCCAAUGGAAUAUUUUCUCUGCAGUCCAUUGAGAGGCCAGUGGAAGAGGGGAAAUCCAACAACUUUUACGUUCACCGAGACCGAGGACACUUUGGCAACGUUACAGUGUUUUGGCAGCUGUUUGCCAACGAUACCCCUCUGGAGCCUAGUCAGGAAUUCGCUAAUACCUCUGGCUCCAUCAUCUUCACCACCGGAGAGGAGACCAAACCCAUAGUGUUGGAGGCCAUAUCCGACAAACUCCCCGAGUUCAAUGAGUUCUAUGAGCUUAGGCUGGUAAAUAUAUCAGGUGGAUAUCCUGGAGAAGGAGGCCGUCUGGCCGAUCACAACCUCAAUGCCUCGGUUCUGAUACCUUUCAACGAUGACCCGUUUGGAGUGUUUGCCAUCGACCCAGAUAGCCUGGAACGUGAGGUAGCAGAGGAUGUUCUUUCAGAAGACGACAUGUCUGAUGUUACGUCUUUCACCAUCCUUCGACAGCAGGGUACAUUCAGCAACGUGCGCGUUAGCUGGGAGAUCCUGUCCGCGGCUUUCCCGGAAGGCCUUCCCACGAUGAUGGACUUAAUCCUAAUGGCCACCUUCCCACAGGAGGUGGAACUCAGGCCCCAUGCCAGGAGGCACCACUCUGGCACAGAUGCCCUCUACUUCUCCGGCCUUCCAGGAUCUUACGGAACAAUUCCUGCAGCAGCCCAACCUGAGGACAUCCCUCAGAUCCUGGCUAACUUUACCUUCUCCGCUUGGCUCAUGCCCACACUCAACAUGGAAGGUUUUAUUGUCUCUAAGGGCAAUGGGAAUGGGUCUCUGUGCUAUGGUAUUAAGAUUCACAUCAAUGAAUCCCAUGUUACGCUGAUGCUGCACUACACCACAGUGGGAUCUAACAGCACACUCAUAGCACGAUCAACAGAGGCUAAGUUUGUGGAGGAUAACACAUGGAUUCAUGUUGUUGUCACAGUGGAAGAUGGGAUUAUUGAGUUCUACUUGAAUGGUAAUCCAAUGCCCGGAGGGAUUAAGAGUCUGAAAGGAGAGGCCAUCAUCAAUGACCCUGUACCAAUAUGGAUUGGGUCAGAUCCCCAUGGCCAGCAGCGUUAUACCGGUCUGUUGCAGGAUGUCCGGCUCUACUCAAGCCGUCUGAACCGGACCCAAAUCCACGAGCUCCAUAACCAGCCAUCCAAGACAGACCUGCGUAACGUGUCUGGGUACUUGUCUUACCGGCAGGAUGAUAAAGUCAAGUCCUUCAUAGUGGAGGUGCGGGACGACCACGAGGAGGAGGGAGAGGAGGUGUUUUAUCUACAGCUGGUGGCUGUGCAUGGAGGUGCCAGGCUACCCUUGCCCAGACCCACUGCUACCCUCAGAGUGAUGAAGAGUGACUUUGCCAACGGACUGUUUGGGUUCACUGGAGCCUGCAUACCAGAAAUAUCUGAGGAGGGCUCCACCAUCUCCUGUGUGGUGGAGCGGACACGCGGGGCUUUGGACUACGUCUAUGUAAACUACACUGUCAGACAGAUCGAUUCCGCUGGUGACAUGUUUAACACCACAGACUUUGCCAACGGCACUGGCUCCAUCCUCUUCCUCCCUGGCCAGCGCUCUGAGGUAUUAAACCUGCUUGUCCUGGACGAUGAUAUUCCUGAGUUUGAUGAGAACUUCCAGAUUGUGUUGGUUUCUGCCGAGUCUGGUGAUGGGAAGUCGGGCUCCACCCCCACCAGCGGAGCCAGCAUUGACCCCAACAAUGCCGUUACCACGGUUACCAUCAAAUCCAGUGACCAUCCUUAUGGUUUACUUCAGUUCCAGACGACUCCUCUGACAGAGGGGAUGAUCCGGCCAGCCGUACAGGAAGCCCACGUCACUGUUAGCGAGGAGGUAGGCGUGGUCCGUCUUCUGGUGACCAGGGCGCAAGGCCUUCUGGGGAGGGUGAUGGUUGGCUAUCGCACGACUCCUUUCACAGCCGUCAGUCCAGAAGACUAUGAGGGUUUGCUGGACUUCCUGCCAGGGGAGAGAUUCAAAUACAUCAAUGUGACCAUUGUGGACAACCCUGUCCCAGAGCUGGACAAAAUUUUCAGACUGGAGCUCUAUAAUCCUGAAGGAGGAGUGGAUCAGUUCUUUGGGAUGGAGGGCAGUGGCAGCGGAGAAACUGAUUCUGAACUCUUCCUUCCAUCCUUCUAUCAUCAUGCCAACCUUGGCAUUGCCUCACACAUCACUGUGACGAUUGCCGCCUCCGACGACGCUCAUGGAGUUUUCCAGUUCAGUGCCGACUCGCUGGCCAUCAAUGGCACUGAGCCAGAAGAGGGGCGAAGUUCUAUCACCUUACAGGUGAUGCGGACCUUUGGUUCUCUGUCCAAUGUGACGGUGUAUUGGGAGGCAGAUGCUGACUCAGAGGAAGAACUUGUCUACAGAAUGGGAAACUUGACCUUUGUGGUGGGCCAGACCAUUGGGAAUAUCUUCCUCCAGGUUUUACAGGAUGAUCUUCCUGAGUUGGACAAAAGCUUCAAAAUCCGCCUCACUAACGUCUCCCACGGCCGCCUCGGCGACCAAACUGUUGCAACCAUGACCGUGCUGGCGAAUGAUGACCCCUAUGGGCUGUUUGUGUUUUCAGACAGCAGCAGGCCAAUCCGCGUGCCCGAAACCAACACCCCGGUCACUCUGUCCAUCCAGAGAAGGAGGGGUCUGAUGGGCAGAGUCAGGGUGACCUAUGAGACGCUGAGGGACUCUGAUCCCACCCCUUACAGCACACCUGGCAUGGACAGAGCCAGUGCUGGGAAUGACUUUGUGCCAGUCAGAGAGUCUGUAACCUUUGCACCCAAUCAGAGUGAGGCAAACGUAACCUUGAGGGUAUUGGACGAUGAGGAGCCUGAGAGGGCGGAGUCUGUCUUUGUGAGGCUUGUUGGGGUCACACUGGUACAGGGUGCGCAGAGCAGACCAGUUGCUCUGUCUCCUCGCCUUGGUGUGGGGAACACCACCGUAGCCCAGGUCGUUAUAGAGGCCAGCGACGACGCCUUCGGGGUGUUGCAGCUGUCGUCCCCUGCCGUGAGCGUACCAGAGUUCUAUGUCGGCCCCAUAAUCAAUGUUACACGUAUUGGGGGCAUUUUCGCUGACGUGUCUGUCAAAUUCAGAGCCGUACCCAUGACUGCCAGAGUCGGGGAGGACUAUAGUGUGGCUUCCUCUGAUGUUGUUCUACUGGAGGGAGAGACCAGUAAACCAGUUCCCAUUCUCAUUAUCAACGACGUGGUGCCUGAACUGGAGGAGACUUUCCGCAUAGAACUGCUCAACCAGACCACAGGGGGCGCUCUCCUGGGAGAAUUGACACAGGCAGUCAUCACCAUUCAACCCUCUGACGAUCCAUAUGGAUCCUUCGUUUUCCAGGCUGCGCCCGUCACUAUAGAGGAACCAGGGACUGGCUCAUUUGAGGUGUCUUUACCCAUAGUAAGGAACGCUGGCACUAUAGGACAGGUGUCUGUGCAGUGGAGAGCAACAGUCAACGGCAGACCUGCUACAGGUGACCUCCGACCUUUGUCCGGAGAGGUCGGGUUUGCUCCUGGUGAAACCAUGAAAACAUUGAAAGUGGAAGUCCUGGCCGACAACAUCCCCGAAAUAGAGGAGAUUAUAAGAGUGGAACUGACCGGUGCCACAAACGGAGGGAGCGUUGGAGCAGAAAACAUCGUGAACAUCAUCGUUCCUGCUAAUGAUAACCCUUACGGGACGGUUUACUUUGAGCAGGCUGUGUACCGUGUCCAGGAGCCUCUGGAGGGUGUUUACAUCGCUAACAUCACUGUCCGGAGAAGUGGGGGUCAUUUUGGUCUUUUGGAGAUCCUGUACAGCACAGCUGAGAUUGACGUCGUGGGCAUCGCACAGAGGGAGGGGCACGACUUUCUUAUUUACUACGAUCCGCCGCUAACAGGAGCCCUCCCCAUGGCCCAGCGUCGACCCAUAAACAUCACGUCACCUCAGGACCCUCUGAAUGCCUGUGCAGCCUUCUGUCUGCGUGAACGAGCCUGCCAGGCCUUCUCCUUCUUCAGGGUUCCCACGGCAACCUGUUUCUGGGCGACCACCAAACCCACCCAGUUGACGUCGUCUGCCCAAACCUUCACCUACCUCAAAAACUCCACUGCCGCCAUCUCGCUCUUCAGCUCGCAAGCCGUCGCCGGGAGCGACUAUGUCACCAUGACAGCGCAGACCGCGACCAUGCAGGACGGUUCGGGCAUCGCUAACCUGACCGUGCCGAUUUUGACCGACUCCUUACCGGAGGUGGACGAGAGCUUUACCAUCCGGAUUCUAAGGGUCAGUUUGGUUAACAUGACAGUGGAGGAGAAGAACAGACCAUCCAUAGGGCAACCAGACACAGCUCUGGUCACCAUAGGGAUGAAUGGAGAUGCGUUUGGGGUGUUUUUGCUCUAUAGCAUCAGUCCUGGCACUAGUGAGAAUGGGCUGUAUUUGAAGGUGAAGGAGGAGCCACGGGCCACCGUGCUCCUCGUCAUUGAGCGGAGAGGAGGCAGUCUGGGACAGGUCACCGUUGAGUGGAAAUAUGUUGGAGGCAAUGCCACGCCCAAUGCUGACUUUAACGGAACAGGAGAAACUCUCGUUUUUGCAGAGGGUGACGUGAGGAAGACAGUGGAGUUUUUCAUCACCGAUGACACGGAGCCGGAGGCCAACGAGACGCUGAUGAUAGGACUGGUGAGGACAGAGGGAGGAAGCCGUAUCCUGCCCAGUUCUGACACAGUCACCAUCCUCAUCCUCGCCAACGACCACGCGGCUGGUGUACUGGGCUUUAGCUCUGAUUCACGCUCUGUCAUUGCCAGAGAAGGUGAGAGAGUGGUGUUGCUGGUGGAGAGGACUACUCCAGCCGUAGGGAAUGUGACUGUGGAGUGGUCAGUCCAAGGCCCCAGGACUGCACUCACAUUUGCUGAUUCCUCCGGAAUUCUCUUCUUCACUGAGGGGAUGUUGAAUGAUACAGUGGUCCUACAGCUGCUGGAUGACAGUACACCAGAGGAGAGAGAGGAAUACACAGUUACCCUCUCCAACAUCAGAACUGAGGGUGUGACAGCAACAGGCGUGGCUGCUCUGGAUCCACAGGGGAGGGAAGCGGUGAUCACCGUGGAGACAAGCGACGAGCCUUUCGGAAUGCUCAGCAUUGCCCCCUCAUCCGUCAGAGUGACGACAGAGGAGAGAGACACCACCCUCAGAAUAUACAUCAACAGAGAGUUCGGGGCAUCUGGGGCAGUGAGCAUUAGCUAUGAGACAGUCAGAGGCUCUUUGGAGGACCUGAGCCUGACUGAGGGAGCUCUGGCAGAACCGGACCAGGAUUACCAGCAUGUGUCUGGGUCUGUGGUCCUACAGGACGGGCAGACCUCUGUGUCCAUCCCCAUAACCAUCAAAGACGAUGACAUUCCAGAGUUGAAAGAAUUUUUCCUGGUCAACAUAACGUCAGCCGUACUCAUAACCACCCUUCCAACAGCUCCAAAACUAGACACACAGGGGUUUGUGGCAGAAAUCACAAUUGAAGCUAAUGAUGGCAUUAGAGGAAUUAUCGGCUGGCAAAGUAUUGAUUAUGAGGUAAAUGAAACGCUUGGGCUGUUGACAUUGGUGGCCUACAGAGAUGCAGGGACUUAUGGGAAUGUUUCAGUCUUCUUCUAUGCUCAGAACCUGGAGGCCCAAGUAGGGCUGGACUUCAACACCACACCAAGUGUGCUCCAUUUUGUUGAUGGGGAGAGGUAUAAGUUUGUGGAGGUGGAGAUUUUAGAUGAUGCUCUUCCAGAGGGAGACGAGAGGUUCCGACUCAUACUGACUAAUCCAUCCAUGGGGCUUGAACUGGGACCCAAUACCACAGCAACGGUGACCAUUCUGACCAAUGACGAUGGCCGUGGCAUCAUUUCCUUCAACAACAGUGAGCACUUCCUGCUGCGAGAGCCCACCUCCAUGUCAGGGCUUGGGGACAGUGUAGCCACCCUGUACAUAGUUCGGGACCCCCCUCAGGGCACAUUUGGCACAGUCAUGGUCCAGUUCUCCAUCACUGACUCUAAUGGGUCUCUUUACACCACUGACCUCUCGCCCUCUCACGGCUUUGUCGUGCUGGAGGACGGGGUCAGGUUUAAGACCCUGGAGAUCUGGGCAGUUCUGGAUGAAGAACCAGAGAUGAAUGAGACAUUUACAGUGACGCUGUUUAACCCAACUGGAGGAGCACGGCUAGGAGAGUCAGUACAGACCACCAUCACUGUACUGCAAAACCAGGCCCCACUAGGCCUCUUCAGAAUAUCACCAUCUAUCAACAGGACUGACUCUGUGACAGUUGAGGAGGCCGGUGAGACUGUCUUUCUGACUGUAUCUCGGAGUAACGGUGUGGACACAGCCGUCAGCGUAGAGUGGGAGACACAAUCAGACACCGCCUUUGGCAUGAGGGGAGACAGUCCAGCUCUGGUGGUCUAUCAGAAGCUGAGAGACAGUCUGACGACAGGCUGGUGUGUAGUACCUAAGGAAGACUCAGUUCUGGCCGUGCGACUGGAGCAAGGUCAAUCAGGCCCCUCCUCCCCAGGUCUGGCCGUGCUGUACUGGUGGCAAGGUGUCUUUGUCCCUAUAGAGUCUGUUUUGAUCCAGAGCCCAGACAGGUGCAUCGGUUUUGCUGUGAACAGCUCCUCCUAUGUAGCAAUAACACACAGGGCUUCAGUCGAGUCUCCCCAAACCAACGUCAGCCUGUUCCGCAUACAGCCCGAUUUCAACCUCACUCUAGAGCAGACUUUGACGGUGGAAUCUCCAGAUGUCAGACACUUCUCAGCUGAUGAUCAGGAGUAUUUGGUGUCCUCCAAUCAGGUAUUUGUGUGGGUCGGCGCCUCCUUCUCUCUCUAUCAGGACAUGGAGUUACAGGACAUUACAGUGACCUUACCCGUCACCCGUGGCAACAGCCAGUACCUGGUGGUCUGCAGAGACAGAGUGUCCAGUACCUGUCUUGUCUACCUGUGGACUAGUGGAGGCUUCCAGAACCCACGGCCUCUAGACAUUCAUGCCAGAGUCAAACAAGCAGAAUCUUUUCACAUGGGGGGAGACACAUUCUUCUUUCUUCUCAUAGAUGGUGCUAUUCCUGCCUGUGUAGUAUUUGUGUGGGGGUCUCAGGAGAGCUUUUUCCAGCAGACUCAGUCAGUCUCAUUCCCAGGCCUGUCUUCCAUCCAGCCCUUCACUCCUCACUCCGGCAUUCCUCAUCUUUUACUGGCUGGUCUGAAUGGUUCUGCUGUCUUAUCAUGGCAUUCCAAUGAGAGUCAGUUUAUAGAGGUAGUGGCAGCCGUCCCUGCUCUUCACCUCCUAUAUCUCGCUGUCCCCUCCCUCAACACCACCAAGAGCCUGGUCCUGGCACUGGGACCAUCAGAGUCCGUCAUAUACGAGCUCACCACAGUGUCCAACCACUCUGACUUCAUUCCCAGUUCCGGCGAGCUGCAUUUCAGCCCCGGCACCAUGGAGCUGGAGAUCGCUGUGAACGUCGUAGACGAUGACAUUCCGGAAGAGGAGGAAAAUUUCCGUGUCAGCCUGAAGAAUCCGAAGGGAGGGGCUGAGAUCGGCUUUGGCGGUCUUGUAACUGUGGUCAUCCCGUCUAACGAUGACGCUUAUGGAAUUAUUGCUUUUGCACAGAACUCUCUUUCACGGGAGGUUGAUGAGCUGGUGGAAGACAACAUCAUUUCUCUAAGCAUUGAGAGGAGAAGAGGAACAUUUGGAAGACUAACAGUGCACUGGCGUGCCCUUGGAAACCUGGAGGACAUUUUCCCCACAUCAGGAGUGGUGGCGUUGUCGCCAGGCCAGGCCGUGGCUGUUAUCUCUCUGACUGUCCUCGCUGACAACGUCCCAGAGCUCGCAGAGCCGGUUACCAUUGUUCUGACCGAUAUCACCACGGUUGGAAUUGCUGACACCUCCCAAGGGGCUGUCAUCGACCCCAGGGGUUCUCGGGCAAACCUCACCAUCAGGGCCAAUGGCUCGCCCUACGGGGUCGUCGGAUGGCAUCUGGAUUCCCAAAACUACAUCACUCCAGAGCCUCUCAGAAGCCCAAGUAAUAUCACUCUCAGCAUUGUGAGAGAUCAGGGCUCGUCAGGAGACAUCGUUGUCUACUACACAACCCGGCCGGCACUGGCCCAGCUACCUGUCAAUCAAGCCACUGAGGACCAAGACUAUAUAUCCAAAGACUCCACUGUCAUUAUGAAGGAGAAUGCCACGGUUGCCUUGGUGACCAUCAGCAUCCUACCGGAUGAGCUUCCAGAGUUGGCUGAGUCUUUCUUGGUGAAUCUGACCCGAGUGGAGUUGUUGGAGGCUCUGACAGGAGCAGGCCAGCCCAGCCUGAAAAGGCCAGGCAUGGAGGUUGCAGAGGUCACCAUCCAGGAGAACGAUGACCCCAGGGGCAUUAUUCAGCUCAAUGUUACCAGAGAUGUCUCUGGAGAGGUGCUUGCUUAUGAGGUGGCUCCACCCAGAAACCUUCUCCGUUUACCAGUGGUACGAUUGGCUGGUAGGACAGGUAGAUUAGUGGUUUACUGGGAAGCUCAGCCAAUCAUUGCCAGUUUUGAGGACUUCGGUCCUGCCUCAGGGAAUAUCACAUUUCUGGAUGGACAGUCAGUUAGUUAUAUUGAAAUCACCAUCACUGACGACGACAUGGUGGAGCCAAUGGAGAUGUUUCUUGUGAGACUUACUCGUGUCAUUGGAGGAGCCAGGCUGGGGGAGGAGACUUCUGUGACAAUCAGCAUCCCUCCCAAUGAUUCCCCACUGGGUCGUUUUGGAUUCGAGGAGCUGACAGUUACCGUCAGUGAGCCUGAGUUCACUGACGACCCAGCUGCCGUGGCAACCCUGACAGUGGUGCGCAGUGAGGGUGGGGAUGGCGUGGUGCAUCUGGUCUGGCUGUUAGAGGAGGAGGGGAGAGAUGACCUCACCCCUCAGAAUGGAACACUUGUCUUUAAUGGGACGGAGGAGAGGAAGACCGUGGUGAUCCGUGCCUUGGCGGAUGCUCUACUGGAGGGAGAGGAGAGAUUUACCAUCCAGCUCCUGUCUGCUAAGAAUGAACCAAUCAUUGACCCUGCAAAUGAUGUGGCAACAAUUGUGAUUGAAGCGAAUCGUGGGGCCCUGGGGACAGUGGGAGUGGCUGACUCCUCACAGAGCGUCCUGAUUGGAGAACCACAGGGCACCUACAAUGGCACUGCAGUCGUCAGGCUUAUACGGGGUCCUGGUAUCUUUGGCGAGGUUCAGAUCUAUUGGAACAUCACUCCAGCCUUGACUACAGAGUUUGAGGAGAUCUCUGGCACGGUUACCAUGAAAGACAGCCAAUCAGCUGCCACCAUCCUGCUGAGGGCACGAGAUGAUGACAUACCAGAAGAGAAACUUGCCUAUCAGUUGACUCUUACCUCCAUAACCCCCGGGUCAGAGGUCAGCCCGGACAGGAAGCAGGCCACAAUCACCAUGGCAGCCAGCGACUUGCCCAAUGGCCUCUUCUCCUUUUCCCAGAGUUCUCUGGGUGUGUCUGAAGAGGACAGACUGGUGAAUGUGACUGUGGUGAGAGACAGGGGACUGUAUGGUAGUGUGUGGGUGAGUUAUCAUACUGAGGGCAGGACUGCGGUAAGCGGUGAAGACUUUGAGCUGUUGUCUGGACGGCUUCUGUUUGGACCGGGCGUGGCCUCACGCUCCAUCACACUGAGGAUUUUGGAUGAUGCUCUACCUGAAGGACCAGAAGAGUUUUACCUUAACAUCACUAACGUUGAGCUCCUCAAUGACAGUGUGGUGGACUACACAGUGAGAGAGCAAGGCCUCCAGCUGGAUCAGCCUCCAUCUAUAGGCACGCCGCCCUCCAUGGUUGUUGUCAUUCAGAAGAAUGACAACGCAGAGGGUGUGUUAGAGUUCCACCCUGACUACAUCAACAUCACAGUGGAGGAGGAUGUAGGCACUCUGUCCAUCCCUGUGCUGAGGAGAGUGGGCUCCUUUGGCCAGGUGUCAGCUGAGGUCAUCGCCCGGGGUCUGACUGCUCAGCAGGAUGAAGAUUUCAUCCUCCUCAACGACUCUGUCACCUUCCAGCCUGGACAGACCCUCAGCUACCUCAAUAUCUCCAUCACUGAUGAUCUGGAUAGAGAAUACAGUGAAGUGUUUGAACUUCAGCUCUCUGUCGCCACGGGUGGUGCUGUGCUGGGACAUCACCUCGUCGCCCAGAUAACCAUUGCCAAGAGCGAUUCUCCCAGCGGCGUGGUCCGAUUCGUCAACCAGACCGAGAUCACCAUAGACAACCCAGACAGCACCCUGAGGUUGACCCUACUUCUGGAGCGAUCCGGAGGUCUGGUGGGAAACGCCACAAUAACAUGGAACAUUCUAGGGCCCAACUCAAACGAGGUUUUGCCAUCUGUAAACACAGAUAUUGGUGAACCUGUAAGCGGAUCGUUCCAUUUCAGAGAUGGAGACGGGGGUCAGCGUGCUAUAGAGCUGAGGAUUUUACCUCAUGGGGAGGUGGAGGUGGCGGAGAUGUUUGUGGUCACACUGAACGUCGUGUCUGGAGACAUGGACAUUGACCCCAGAGCUGGCAGUGUCACCAUCACGAUUAAGAAGUUUGGGGAUCCUAAUGGUAUAGUGCAGUUUUCAGAGCAGGACUUGUUGGAGCGUGUGUACAGUGAACCCACAGACAAUGAGAGACCACUCAACAUCUCUCUGCUCCUCACACGCAGAGAGGGGGUUAUGGGAAACAUCACGGUGUUCUGGGAGAUCACCAGUGACGCGGACACGGCGGGCGAUUUCUCCUCCAUGUCGGGUUCUGUGCCUAUCUUUGCUGGGCAGAGGGUGGCAGAGCUAGUGCUGACCCUGCUUCCCGACUCUGUGCCCGAGCUGGAGGAGCUUUACGUCCUCCGUCUGACCCGUGUGGAGGGCGGGGCCGAGCUCGAUGCCAACCGAAGCGUCACCCGUUUACGAGUACGUGCCAACGACGAGCCUCAUGGCGUGUUUGCCCUGGACCCGCGGCUCCAGAUGAUGGUGGUGAACCCAGUGGAACGCAGCAGGUACCUGGUUCUGAACGUGACCAGGCAGGCGGGGGCUUUUGGAAACGCCAGUGUCGGGUACCUGAUCCGCUACGCCACCCCAGGCCUGGUUUUUACUGAAGACACGAUCACAGGCAGUGUCGUGGUGAGAGACGGAGAGAGAUCUUCCAGUGUCAUUGUGCCAAUCAGCACCCAGCUUUUCUUUGAGACUGGGUUUAAUUUCACUCUUGAGCUGACCAACGUGAGCCUGAUUGGCCCCCUACUCAGUUCUCCUCCCAGGAUCCUGCUGGAGUCAAAGAGGUCCACAGUCACUGUGUCAGAGGAAGCUGCUAAUGCAGAGGUUGGGUUUAGCUCACUGGCACUCCAGGUGUUGAAUGUAGUGAGUGGUGAGUGUCAGGCUGUGCUGUCCCGGACUGGUCUGUUUGGUAAUGUGACUGUAGAGUGGAGAGCCGGCUUUCCUCCUGGACAGGACCCACCGGGGUACCAGACUGGAACCAUCACACCCAGUUCAGGCACUGUGAGGUUAGCUCAUGGCCAGAGGAGUGCUGUUUUAACUCUGACUGCACCGUUUAACGUGUCCAGUCCUGCUGCCCACGCUCUCCAACUGAUCUCAGUACAGUCUGAUGCGCCGGGUGGAGCCAGACUCAGGUCUGGUUACACACUGACAGAGGUGGAGCCUCUGGGCGUGUACCUGUUUUCCACCGACUCUCGGCAGCUCAUGAUCCAGGAGGAUGCUCAGUCUGUCACCCUUCACGUCCAGCGUCUCUACGGUUUCCGUAGCAACCGCUCCCAACUUUCCUACGCCACGUGGCCCGGCAGCGCCCGGCCUGGUGAGGACUAUACCCCUGUGCCCAACGGGCAGAUUAUUUUCGAUGCCCGCCAGACGCUUGCCACCGUCCGAGUGUCUGUUCUGGACGACUCGCUUACCGAAGAGGACGAAAAUUUCUACGUUAACCUGACCGACGUCAGGGUCCUCAGUGGAAGCCCGCCAUCCCCUGACACUCACCCCCGUAUCCUUCACAAUGGCAGCAUUGCCACGGUUACCAUCCUUGCCAACGACGCCAUCAGCGGCUUUCUGAGCAUCGGGCCUGCGUUGGUGCGCACUUCUGAGGAUGUCCAGGAGGGGGCACCACAGCAGGAGAAGAGAGUGGUUCUGAGGGUCCGUAGGACCGCAGGGCUGACCGGAGUGGUUAGCGUCAGGGUCCGGACCUACACUGGAGGCCUUACUGCUCCCGGGCUGGAAGAAUUUCCGUUCCAACAGGAGCAGAACAGAACCUGGGCCCUGGAGGGGGAGGACUUUGCCCUGGAGGCCCAGCUGGUGACCCUGCUGGAGGGCCAGAGUGAAGCGGAAGUCAACAUUGUCAUUCUGGAUGAUGUGGAGCCUGAGGGAGAGGAGGUGCUUUUUAUCUACCUCAGUGAGGCCAUGGGAGGAGCACAGAUAGUCAGCACACCAGAUGAACAUGGCUUCACCUCCUUCUCUAAGAUCAUCAUACUCGGGAGUGAUCUACAGAAUGGUAUAGUGGGUUUCAGUUUGAGCUCUCUGGCAGGUCAGGUUUUGGAUGAGGACUCAGAAAACAGGACAGCAGUGCUCUUUCUUCAGAGACAGGAGAACAGAGCGUUUGAGGACGUUGUGGUGCUCUGGCGGGCGACGUUCAGUACGACUGAUCUGUCUCUGGUCAGUAAAGGGGUGAAUCUGACCAGAGAGCUGAUCCACACCAGCGGCAGGACCCUGUGCCGACGGGGAGAGGUUGUCUGUGAGGUUACGCUGGAGGUCAGAGCAGACCAGGAUCCAGAGGAGCAGGUGUGGUUUCUGGUGGAGCUCUAUGAGGUGGGUGCAGGAGCAGCGAUAAAUCAGAGUGCACGCUACGCCAACGUGACGAUGCUGGAGAGUGAUGACCCACGGGGGCUGGUCUACUUCGCCCUUGGCUCCAGACUACCCACAGCCACCCUCCGAACCACCAGGGUCAGCCUGCAGGUCUACAGAGAUGCCAGCACCUCCGCGGCCAUCUCUGUGCGGUAUUACACACAGGAGCUUCCAAAAGCUGAGUCUGUGGGACCUAAUCUAAUCUGGCCCGCCGUGGCUGGAAUGGAUUUUGUCUCGACCGAAGGCAUCCUGACCUUUGACAUCGGGCAGAGGAGCGCCGGCCUGGAGGUCAUUCUUACACCAGACACGGCCUCGUCCAACCCCACACCCAAACGUUUCCGCAUGGUCCUGGCUGACGCCACGGGGGGAGCACGGAUCCACCCGCAGUUUGGCCUGGCCAACGUGACCCUGGUGUCGGACUCAGAGGCCCAGGCAGUGUGGGGGUUAUUGGAUCAACUCCAGCAGCCCCUGGACGAGACGGUCGUUAACAGAGUCCUGCAGGGGCUCAUUAAUAAAGCCAGCGGAGAAAUUACGCAAGAGCAGUUCACCGCAGUGCUGGACGCCCUGGGCAAGAUUCUGAGUGAGGCGGAGCAGACUCCGUUGAUGGACAGCAGCAGGGGCUUGACUUAUGACCUCCUGUGUGCCAUGGCGAACCCGAGCCGCAGUGACACGCGUGGUCUGAGUCAGCUGGCUGAAGUGACAGAGCGUUUUGCUUUCUCCUUACUCACAGACUCCGAGUGUGGGAAGGAAGGUCAAAGGGGAAAGACCAUCCUGGACACCUGUCCUUACUUUACCAUUUCUGCCUACCACUGGUACCCGACCCAAAUCAACGGACACACCUUCACAGGCAAGAACAUGGACUCCUUCACCCUGCCAGAGACCCUGCUGGAAGUGCCAGCCUUACCCGCGGGCACCGUGGCACCAUCAGCCUGCCGCAAACUUCACUUCACAGAGUACAGCACAGAACACUGGUUCCUUACCAACACUAAAGCCAACGCCCUCAAUGACAAGGUUUUCUCUGUGAGUCUACAGGGUCGGGGUUCUCGUCCUCUCUCUGGUGGUAGUGAAGUGGUCUACCGCAUUCACACCCCUUCCCGCAGGGUAAAACCGCGCCAGGCCCUGUGUCUGCUCUGGAACCAGGCCGCUGAGAGCUGGUUAUCAGACGAUCGGUUCUGUCGCGUGCUGGAUGAUAGCGACAACUUUGUGGAGUGCACAUGCAGCCACCUGUCAGUCUACACUGCGUAUGCGGAGACCGACUCGCUCUCCUCCUACAACGAGGCCUUCUACGCCGCAGGUUUCAUCUGCAUAUCAGGCUUUGCCUUAGCCAUCAUUUCCCACGUGUUGUGCACAAGGUUCCCCAUGUUUGCUGCCAAACUGCUCACACACAUGAUGGUGGCCUGUCUGGGUACUCAGAUCUGUUUCCUGGUGUCUGUAUUUCGGGGUCGUCUGUUCUCGGAGGACAGCUGUGCUGCCUUGGCUCUUUUCUUCCAUUAUUUCCACCUCAGCCAGUUUAGCUGGAUGCUCAUACAGGCAGUGAACUUCUGGCAGACUCUGGUCAUGAACGACGAACACACAGAGAGACGUUACCUGCUCUACUUCCUGCUCAGCUGGGGACUUCCUGCCCUGGUCAUUAUCAUUCUGGUCAUAGUGCUAUUGGGAGGCUUUGGAUGGAGCAUACACAGCGUCUAUGGCCUGGUACAGGGAGAUGUGUGUUUCAUCCCCAAUGUGUAUGCCGCCCUGUGCACGGCCGUACUGGUGCCACUGGUCUGUGUCGUCGGAGUCCUGGUGAUCUUCAUCCACGCCUACCAGGUCACUCAGCAGUGGAAGGCUUAUGACGACGUUUACAGAGGACGCACAAACAGCUCAGAGGUGCCUUUGGUGCUGUAUCUGUUUGCCUUGGUGUCUGUGGUCUGUGUAUGGGCAGGCCUGCACAUGGCCUACAGAUAUCUUUGGAUGCUAAUUCUCCUCGUCAUCUUCAACAUCCUCCUGGGACUGUAUGUGUUUGCAGUGUACUUUAUCAUGCACAACCAGCUGUGUUUGCCGGCCAAGGCCAGCUACACCGUGGAGAUGAACGGCCAUGGUAGCCCAGAUGGAGUCUUCCAGAGCGUUGGUGCGGCAACUGUCGGCGGGGAGAUUAGCAAGUCCACACAGAAUCUCAUCAGUGCCAUGGAGGAGGUCUCUGCAGACUGGGAGAGGGCAUCUCUGAGACCCAGUAGCCAACCCAGCAGUGUGUUCAAACAGGCACCACAAAAUGGCUCCUACGUCCCCCAGGGAGGUUUCAUCAACACCAACCUGGUACAGGAUGAGGAGUCCCAGGAGUUUGAUGACCUCAUAUUCGCCUUAAAGACUGGUUCAGGCCUUAACGUUAGUGACACCGAGUCGGCCCACGGAAGUCACGAUGGGGGGAGUGUGGCGAAUUCUCAGAUCGUAGAGCUGCGUCGUAUUCCUAUAGCAGACACACACCUCUAA
Messenger RNA from Chanos chanos (milkfish), 18609 nucleotides. It is a transcript of the gene adgrv1, whose product is annotated as adhesion G protein-coupled receptor V1. Gene Ontology annotation, biological process: negative regulation of adenylate cyclase activity; cellular response to calcium ion; cell communication. Lineage: Eukaryota; Metazoa; Chordata; Actinopteri; Gonorynchiformes; Chanidae. Bases 1 to 18609 code for a protein of 6202 amino acids. The transcript has 89 exons. Gene Ontology annotation, cellular component: cytoplasm; stereocilium; membrane. The record is from RefSeq and is a predicted model, not a curated record. Gene Ontology annotation, molecular function: G protein-coupled receptor activity; G-protein alpha-subunit binding; adenylate cyclase inhibitor activity.